Molecule: messenger RNA, 2781 nt
Organism: Terrapene triunguis (Three-toed box turtle)
Lineage: Eukaryota; Metazoa; Chordata; Testudines; Emydidae
Gene: GMEB2
Product: glucocorticoid modulatory element binding protein 2
Exons: 10
Coding region: 127-1728 (533 amino acids)
Biological process (GO): positive regulation of transcription by RNA polymerase II
Cellular component (GO): nucleus
Molecular function (GO): DNA-binding transcription activator activity, RNA polymerase II-specific; RNA polymerase II cis-regulatory region sequence-specific DNA binding
Source: RefSeq, a predicted model, not a curated record
CUCCCACCCGCCGCCUAACAAGGAGCCGGAGCCUGCGCGGGGCAGCGGGAGCCCGAGCCUGAGGAAACCAGUUCACGGAGGGACCUCUCCACCCAGCUGGUGACCUCUGUGCUCUCCUGCCUAACCAUGGCAACCCCAGAUGUGAGCGUUCACAUGGAGGAGGUGGUCGUGGUAACGACACCUGACAAUGUGGUUGAUGGCAGUGGUGUGGAAGAAGUGAAAACUGUGCUAGUGACCACAAACUUGUCUCAACAUGGUGGCGACCUAAAUGAAGACACCCUGGAGACAGAAAAUGCAGCUGCUGCAGCCGCUGCUGCCUUCACAGCUUCCACACAUCUGAAAGAAGCUGUCUUAGUGAAGAUGGCUGAAGAGGAGGACAGCUUGGAGGCUGAGAUUGUUUAUCCCAUCACCUGCGGAGAUAGUAAAGCCAACCUGAUAUGGAGGAAAUUCGUGUGCCCAGGCAUUAAUGUGAAAUGUGUCCAGUAUGAUGAUCACCUAAUUAGUCCCAAAGAGUUUGUCCACUUGGCUGGCAAGUCAACCCUGAAGGACUGGAAGCGAGCAAUCCGGAUGAAUGGGAUCAUGCUCAGGAAGAUCAUGGACUCCGGAGAGCUGGAUUUCUACCAACAUACCAAGGUCUGUUCAAACACCUGCCGAAGCACUAAAAUUGACCUGACCGGAGCCAGAGUGUCUCUGACCAGCCAGACGUCAACAGAGUAUAUUCCUCUCACCCCUGCCUCUGCAGACGUAAAUGGAUCUCCUGCUACAAUCACCAUAGAAACUUGUGAGGAAGCCAGUGAUUGGACCACUAGCAUUGGAGAUGACACGUUUGCAUUCUGGCGAGGUCUGAAGGAUGCAGGGCUGCUGGAAGAAGUGAUCGAAGAGUUUCACCAGGAGCUUGUGGAGACCAUGAAGGGCUUACAGCAGCGGGUCCAGGAUCCUCCCUUACAGCUCAGUGAUGCUGUCUUACUCAACAACAUAGUCCAGAAUUUUGGCAUGCUGGACCUGGUAAAGAAAGUUCUAGCUAGCCACAAGUGCCAGAUGGAUCGCUCAAGAGAACAAUACACACGGGAUUUAGCAGCAUUGGAGCAGCAAUGUGACGAGCACCGCAAGCGAGCAAAGGAGCUGAAGCACAAAUCGCAGCAUCUCAACAACGUGCUGAUGACUCUGACUCCAGUCUCCAUCCCAGCACCUUUAAAACGCCCCAGACUUACCAGGGCCACCUCUGGGCCAGCUGCUAUCACCUCUCAAGUCCUGACCCAAUCAGCACAGAUUGCCUUGGCCCCAGGAGUGCCCGUCUCUCAGCUUGCCAACCUCCCUCUCAGCAAAGUGGUGUCUGCCCUUCCAGCCUCAGUGCUUGGGAAAAGUACAUCUCAGGCUCCCUCAGCCAGCUCCCCAGCCUCUCCGUUAUUGGGAGGAUACACUGUACUGGCUUCCUCAGGCUCUAGUUUCCCCAACACCGUUGAGAUCCAUCCCGAUGCUUCCAACCUGACAGUCCUCAGCACGGCAGCCAUACAAGAUGGCAGCACUGUGGUGAAAGUGGUGAGCCCUUUUCAGCUGCUCACCCUCCCGGGACUAGGCACCACCAUACAGAACGUAACACAAAUGGCUCCCAGCGGGAGCACGAUUGUGACGGUGCCGUCGAGCGCUGUUGAGGAUGCCACGGCGUCGGACGAACACACCACCACCAUCGAGGUGACAACAGUGGCAGAAGAGCCAGAGCAGAAAUGAAAAGGGGACUUGCCUGGAGGGACAUUUUUUUGUGAUGUACUCUGGCUUGAGCUGCCUUUUCUCUGCCUGCGCUGAGGGAAGAGGGAACAGUAUAAAGAGGGCACAGGGAAUUGAGACUCUGAGGUAGAUUGGCUAAAAGGAGUAAUAAUGAGGUUUGAGCCAAAGAAAGGGAAAAAGAGAGACCUCCCAAAAAGAGGGGGGAAGGAAUGAAUCGCACUGACCCAUUAACCGGUUUACAUAUAAAACUUUCCUCCCGUGUUUUCCUGGAACACAUGUUAUCUUCAUGUCUAGUUCACUAGCUCUGAAUCGUCUCUAGACAUCUCAGCUGGAACAGAGCGUCAAGAGAAGCAGAUGUGGGCAGGGCCUGAGAACAGGGAAUGAGCAGAAAGUAGCGAAAGGUUAAGGAAACAAUAGAUGAUGAGGCAUUUUACCAGAACCUAAGGGGGUAAGUGGCCAAGGGGCACUCCUGAGUUCUGGCAUGAUUCAAUACUGCAUGUAGGCCAACAAUACUAGGGAAUCUGCUGCUUCCCCCUCACGGCAGAGGACAGUUUGGGAAGCUGGUGUUUUGGAGGGUGGGCCGGUACAGAGUGCAUAACUGGGCAUGAAGAAUGUGCAUGACCGUUGAGGUAAAGCAGCCUUGGACCAGGGAAGGUCCUCUGAUGUGUGGCAGUCACAGGGCUGAUCCAAGUGACCCUUGUUGCUGGUUUCUGCACAUAAUGUUGGGUUUGGGUAGUUAAAUGCAGUAUCUCAAUAUUACCAAAUGUGCAGUCUCCUCAUUGUGAGCGAGAUGCUGGUCUCCCAAGUCUGAUCAUUUAGAGGGGGAGGGGGGACACUUAUUAAAGCUUUUGGUUCCAUCCAGGGACAGGUGUGGAAAAUCUGUAUCUUCUGAGGAUUUAGGGUCUCCUUCUGUUUUCUCAAAAAUCUGUUCUUUUGGGUUUUUUAAAAAAAAAAGGAAACUCUUGUGGCCCUUCUGGUUGUGAAGAUGCUAUCCCGGGGCACAGUUGUACUGUUGAGUAUGCAGAGAAAACAAUUAAAUAAUAGCACUAAGAGACA